Molecule: messenger RNA, 1083 nt
Organism: Salvelinus namaycush (lake trout)
Lineage: Eukaryota; Metazoa; Chordata; Actinopteri; Salmoniformes; Salmonidae
Gene: neurod2
Product: neuronal differentiation 2
Exons: 1
Coding region: 1-1083 (360 amino acids)
Biological process (GO): nervous system development; regulation of DNA-templated transcription
Molecular function (GO): protein dimerization activity
Source: RefSeq, a predicted model, not a curated record
AUGUUGACAAGGCUAUUCAGCGAGGUUCUGCCGGAUGUCCAGAAGCUCUCGGGUUGGGUGGACGACAGCGAGGGCGAGGACUCCAAAACCAAGGAGGACGACCUGGGUCACCUGGAAGACGACGACUUGGAUGACGGCGACGCCAGAGAGGGAAGCAGCCGGGAUCAGUCCGAGAUGGCUGGGGAUGACGACGACGACGACGAUGACGUCGACGAUGAGGACUGCGGGGAUGAGAACGAGGGGGGAGACAAACCCAAAAAGCGCGGCCCAAAGAAACGCAAGAUGACGCCAGCAAGGAUUGAGCGCUCCAAAGUGCGGCGUCAGAAAGCCAAUGCACGAGAGAGAACGCGCAUGCACGAUUUGAACUCUGCACUGGACAAUUUGCGUAAAGUCGUCCCAUGUUAUUCCAAAACGCAAAAACUAUCCAAGAUAGAGACGCUGAGACUAGCUAAGAAUUACAUUUGGGCGCUCGGAGAGAUAUUGCGCAAUGGUAAAAGGCCAGAUGUGGUAUCCUACGUACAGACACUGUGCAAGGGCCUAUCCCAGCCCACCACGAAUCUAGUUGCUGGUUGUCUGCAGCUCAACUCUCGGAACUUCUUGACAGAGCAGUGUCCUGACGGGGCCCGGUUCCAUGUCCCCAACUCCUCUUUCUCCGUGCACCCAUACUCCUACCCGUGUCCCCGUCUGUCUAGCCCUCAGUGCCAACCCGGCUCCAGUGGGCAUAUGAGGACCCAUAACUACGGCUACGGCGACGCGGUCUACCCAGGGGCCGUCUCCCCGGAGUACAACAGCCCUGACUACGAGGGCCAUCACAGUCCGCCUGUGUGCGUCAACGGCAACUUUUCCGUGAGGCAACAGGAGUCUGUGUCACCGGAUGCAGACAGGAACUAUCACUAUGCUAUGCACUAUUCUGGACUGUCUGCAUCUCGGGCACCUGCUGCCCACGGCCUAGCGUUUGGCCCCUCGGGAGCGCGCAGCGGUUCCGCGCACUCUGAAAACGUGCCGCCGCCGUUUCAUGACGUUCACUUACACCAUGACAGGGCGCCCGUGUACGAGGAACUGAACGCCUUCUUUCACAACUGA